Molecule: messenger RNA, 477 nt
Organism: Rhipicephalus microplus (southern cattle tick)
Lineage: Eukaryota; Metazoa; Arthropoda; Arachnida; Ixodida; Ixodidae
Product: cytoglobin-like
Source: RefSeq, a predicted model, not a curated record
AUGGGCCUCCACAACACGAAGCCCGGCGAAGAGGACACCGAGACGGGCCUGAAGCGAAGCGACGCGCGGCUGCUUCGUUAUACGUGGCACUGCUACUGCAUGGAGAACCACGACCACGCAGUCACCAUCUUGGUAGCGCUCUUCAUCAAGUCAUCCGAGAUCCUGCAGCUGUUCCCGCGGUUUUGCGACAAGCCGCUCGGCAUGCUGUGCGACGACCCGCAGUUCCGCGCGCACGCCAUUUCCGUGAGCUUCCAGCUGACCUCCGUAGUGGAUUACGCCGACGACGCCGUUCUCCUGGAGGCACUGCUCCGCAAGAACGCCGUGGCGCACGCUGAGCGCCGGGGUGUAAUGCCGGAACACUUCCGCAUCUUCGGCGAAGCAGUCGUGGAGGUUCUGCAAGCCAGGGACGAAAAGCUGAUGACGCCGGCUGCCGUACAAGCGUGGGGGAAGCUCUUCGAUGUGAGUGAUGUCGUAUGA